Peromyscus maniculatus bairdii (prairie deer mouse) is the source of this 1527-nucleotide messenger RNA. The record is from RefSeq and is a predicted model, not a curated record. Lineage: Eukaryota; Metazoa; Chordata; Mammalia; Rodentia; Cricetidae.
GUCCAUUAAACCCAGACUGUUAGCCCUGAACAGCCCUGUUGUAAAUGUAGGACGGUCUGUGACCCUCUCAUGUACCUCAAAUCAGAGAUACAAUGGGUUCAGUUUAAUUAAGAACAAGCAGAAGUUUUCCAGCUCCAUGGGCUCACAGAAUGUAUAUACUGGGCUGUCUUCUGCCAGGUUCCAAGUACAUCUCAUGACCUCCAGCCAAAGAUGGAGUUUCAGAUGCUAUGGCUAUCACACAAGCAACCCUCAAGUGUGGUCAGAAGGGAGUGACAUCCUCGAGCUUCUAGUCUCAGGGACCCUCCAGAAACCUAGCAUCUGGGCUGAGCCAGGCUCUGUGAUCACAUCAGGGAAUCCUGUGACAAUCUGGUGUGAGGGAACAAUGGAAACGCAAAUAUAUUUCCUGUAUAAAGAAGGAAGCCCAGCACCCUGGGAUAGAUUGACUGCACCAGUGCCUGAUCACAGGGCCAAGUUUUUCAUCCCAUCCAUGACAGAGCAUAAUGCAGGACGAUAUCGCUGUUACUGUUUUAACUCUGCUGGGUGGACACAGCAGAGUGACUCCCUGGAGCUGGUGGUGACAGGUGUCUACACCAAACCCACCCUGUCUGCACUGCCAAACCCUGUUGUAACCUUAGGAGGAUCUGUGACCCUCUCAUGUAUCUCAAAUCAGGGAUACGGGAGGUUCAUUUUAAUUAAGGAUGAGCAGUUCUACCGCUCCAUGGACUCACAAUAUGUAUAUACUGAUGAGUCUUCAGCUAGAUUCCAAGUAAGCCCCAUCACACUCAGUGAAAAAUGGAAUUUCAGAUGCUAUGGCUAUCACACAAGCAAGCCUCAAGUGUGGUCAGAAGGGAGUGACAUGCUGGAGCUUCUAGUCUCAGGAACUGAUGAGAACAUCACUAUAUCACAAAACAUGUCCAAACCAAAGACAGCCACAGACUCAGAGACACAGGAUCAUCACACAGUGGAGAAUCUGCUCAGAAUGGGGAUGGCAGCCUUGGUCCUUGUGGUCCUUGGAAUACUGGUGUUUGAUGCUUGUCACAGCUCUAGACAUGAUCAACACAGAAAUGGACUAUGAAUGGGAAGUACAGCAACACAUCUUUUACAGUGUCAUGGACUAGACACUAAGUAUGGGGAUUGAGGGUGGAAUUGUAAGAAAAUACAGUUGUUCAUGUUGGAGAACUGACUAGGGGUCAAUGUGAAUUGAGUGCAAGGGAAAUAAAUGUCUGUUUAUUGGGAUGGAGAGUACUUUCUCCACCAGUCAAAAUUAUUCCCUUACAUCUUGCUGUGGAAUUUGCUGACCAGUGCCUCCUUUCUUCUCACCUAAUGACAUGGGAGAAAUUUCUGUACCAUCAACUAGGGUUGACUCCUAAUCUAUAUACUUAUUCUUCUUUGUCUUUCAUGUAACUUUCUAUCAUUUUAGAUUACUAUGUUCCCAUCAACAUUCCAAAUUUCUUUUCUACUGAGGUUCUUUUCUACAAGGUUCUUUUCUACUGAGAGCAAAGUACUAAACUGAGUUAUAAUAAACAU